GCAAAGCUCAUUCGUAGGCGACGGUCGAAUUACGACAAGACUAAAGACAAAUAGAGAGAAAUAGAGAUAGAGAGAGAGAGUGAGACAGACGGAGUAGGAGAGGGGUGCAGAGGGAUAGAGCGGGAAACUGCAAGCAAGUCCAAGUGUUAUAACAGAAAGUGCAAUAACCGCACAGCGCAUAGAAUAAUAAACCUUGCAUCUAACUAAACUAAAGGAAAAAAAGAACAGUAAAAGUAACUGUAAAAUGCUGGUGCUCUAUGCAAAAUAUGCAUUUAUCUUCUGGCUACUCCGCGAGAGCGAUCAUGGCGAUUUGGAACUAAUGCGUCAACUGUCAGAGGAUAAAACGCUGCUCAAAGUGAGCGCCUGCACCAAAAGAUGCCUGCAAACCACGCCGCAAAAGAAAUUAAAUGACUGCCUUGAACACUGCCAAGGCGAUAAUUCGACCGAUUUAAUGCCUACGUCGCUGCGCCGAGUGCAGGAGAAUUUUCUAUUGAAGCUCGUCUGCCGGACGGAGUCCAAGCUAAGCUUUCGCAUCCAUUGGGUGCAACAUGAGAGGCACAAGAACGCCACAACACAAAAGCCACCGGAUGCUGUUUUCAUAAUCCGAACAAACGAUAAAAUGGAAUCACAGAUUUUUUUGUCUGAUGACAGUUUCUUUACCAUACCCGAACUGGAAUCGGACACAACGUACAAUAUUACCGCUCAUGCUGUGCACGCCGACGGCGCCUAUUCUCUAAUUGCCGAGGAGGCAUUUCAAACAUUGCGACGUGGCUAUCAGCCCAGCAAAAUGGGUGAGGUCAAGCUGAGAAGAUUCCUGGAGCAGCCCGACAAUUUGCACAGCAUCGCCGCGGAAGUGGAGUGGCAACCAUCAGCUGAUCGCAAUUGUUACUUUGAUAUGAUAUACUAUUCAACGGACACCCAAAGCAUGGAGACGCCAACUCCAGUGGAAUUUCGUGAUCCUCGUCAGUUGUAUACAUACAUCAUAUCCAAUAUGACAUUUGGCGAGCAGUUCAAAGUGGGCGUGCGCACUGUCAACGAUAGGAAUAUGCUGGAGAGUCCAGUGCAAUGGCUGAUCCUACAGGCGCCCAGCUGCCUGGAUUGGUUUAACAACAGCUAUGUGCUCUGCGCACCACUGAAGCCCAGCAAUCUGAAGGUGGAGCAGCAGCACUUUGAUCAGAAUAUAUUGGCAUUGAAUGUUAGCUGGUCGGCGCCUAAGUAUCCGCCGGAUAACUAUACGCUGCAUAUACUGCACAAUGAUGACGAACGGGCCAAGUUCGCCGUAGAUCAGAAUGCCAGCUACUAUUAUAUAUCCAAUAUAACAGUGCUGAGUGAUAACUUUGAGGUGGUUUUGGAUGCGCAUACGCAGGGUGGCACCAAUGCCAGCAUGGUGUUCCUUAUCAAGGCACCGCUGGCGUCCUGGCUGCUAGACAGUAGCCUAAUUAAAUGGUUGCUCUUCCUGUUGGUGUGCAUCAGUUGCAUACUCGUCCUGUGCUUCCUCACGCUGAACAGGCACAAGCGGCAGGAGUGUCCGCAUCUGGACACCAAGGAUCUUAAAGCGGCACCCAAUCAGUCCAGUGAUUUUCAUCUGUCGCUGAUCAAUAGUAGCAGCCUGUUGGCCACCCUCAACGCAGAGGACGAUGAGCUGGAGGUGGAACCACACGCGGUGCUCCUGCAGGAUGUGCUGGGCGAGGGUGCCUUUGGUCUGGUACGACGCGGUGUCUACAAACAGCGUCAAGUGGCUGUCAAGUUGCUCAAAGACCAUCCCAAUGAGGAGGAUGUGCAGGCCUUCAAGUGCGAAAUCCAAAUGCUUCGAGCCGUUGGCCGGCAUCCAAAUAUUGUUGGCAUUGUGGGCUACUCGACCAGGUUCAGCAAUCGCAUGAUGCUCCUCACCGAAUACUGCGGUCUAGGCAGCCUGCAGAGCUUUCUGCGCGAUGAGUGGAAAUUCCAGCAGGAGCGCAAUAAUCAGGAUGUGCGCCCCAAACUUCAGCCAGCUGUUGCUGUCUGCUGUCCUGUGCGGAUUCAGCAGCGCUCAGGACGAUUGCUGGACAACAGUACACGCAUCGAGGAUAUUAAUAUAUCCAUGCUGUCGACGCUGGAGGAGGAGAACGAGUCGGAUCUCUCGCGCGAUAGCCACAAACUGACCAAGCUGGUAAAUGCCGCUGACAACAAAUCAUAUGGACUGCAAGAGAUUGAGAAUCUCGAUGCGAAUCCGGUGGCGCCACCAUCUGUGGCCUCCCUAAAGGCUAUACUGAAACGAAAUGCGCUAAAUGAACAGAAAUCGAUGAAAAUCUCUGGCACCGUUAGCUUUGAGAAUCAGGAGUACUUUGAGGCACCCCCAGUGGCAGCUAUCAGAGAACCCCUCAAAUAUGCCGAUCUUCUGGACAUUGCGCAACAAGUGGCCGUGGGCAUGGAUUUUCUGGCGCAGAACAAGAUCGUGCAUCGCGAUUUGGCUGCACGCAAUGUGCUCAUCUCCUUGGAUCGCACCAUUAAAAUAGCUGACUUUGGUCUCAGUCGGGAUGUCUAUCAUGAGAAUGUGUAUCGCAAGUCGGGCGGCAGUGGCAAGCUGCCCAUCAAGUGGUUGGCUCUGGAAUCAUUGACGCACCAGGUCUACACCAGUCAGAGUGAUGUCUGGUCGUUUGGUGUACUGCUGUAUGAGAUCACAACGCUGGGCGGCAUGCCGUAUCCAUCGAUCUCGCCCAGAGAUUUGCUGCAGCUGCUGCGUCAGGGACAUCGGAUGAAACGACCCGAUGGCUGUACGGAUGAACUGUUUGCACUGAUGGAGAGCUGCUGGUGUUCAAUACCCGCCAACAGGCCCACAUUUGCCGAGCUAAAGCUACACCUCGAUGCGAUGAUAAUAGCCACCAAUGAGUUGCCACUGCGUCUGCUCCAGCAACGGAUAAACCAGGCCAACGAGCAACCAGAGAAUCCGCACAGCAAAGUGGAGCAGCUGCCCCCAGAUGAUGUGCACUAUUUGCAACCGUUGAACUAGCUGCCACCUGAAUAUGGAGUUGCGACUUAAAUGUUUUAUUUAGUGCAAUAAACUUUAAGUAAUUA
Messenger RNA from Drosophila grimshawi, 3054 nucleotides. It is a transcript of the gene tor, whose product is annotated as tyrosine-protein kinase receptor torso. Bases 245 to 2989 code for a protein of 914 amino acids. The transcript is spliced from 12 exons. Gene Ontology annotation, cellular component: signaling receptor complex. Gene Ontology annotation, biological process: cell surface receptor protein tyrosine kinase signaling pathway; protein phosphorylation; multicellular organism development. The record is from RefSeq and is a predicted model, not a curated record. Gene Ontology annotation, molecular function: ATP binding; transmembrane receptor protein tyrosine kinase activity. NCBI's taxonomy places the organism in Eukaryota, Metazoa, Arthropoda, Insecta, Diptera, Drosophilidae.